Molecule: messenger RNA, 963 nt
Organism: Acanthamoeba castellanii str. Neff
Lineage: Eukaryota; Discosea; Longamoebia; Acanthamoebidae
Product: MYND finger domain containing protein
Exons: 7
Source: RefSeq, a predicted model, not a curated record
GCCAACAGAAAGGCGAUCGCGGCGGCCAAGGGCGUCGAGGCCAUCGUGGCCGGCAUCAAGGCGUGCAAUGGUGACAAUCAGACGAUCAGCUACGGCUGCCGCGCGCUCUACGUGCUCGACAAGCACCAGCAGAGCUUCAAGGUCAAGGAAAAGAACGAAAGCGAAGCCUCGGGCGCCGAUGGGCAGACGGCGACGCAGGUGGCAAGCAGCGGCGCCGAAGAAGACGAGAUGGCACUAAGCCCCGAGGACCGACAGUUCUGCGAGAAGGGCCGCGAGCGGAUGGAGGCCUACGCUGACGAGCUCAUCCCAGUCCUCAUCGACAUCAUCCGCAAGCACGUCUCCCUAGCACACGUUGGUGUGAGCAAGCCGGCCACUGUGGGCUACCCAUCGGACGAGGCCUACAUGCUGCGACACAUCUGCCUCCUCUUCUUCCUCUUCUCGUCCAUUCCGUCGAUCCUCCACAAGAUGGUCACCUCCGCCGAGUAUCGGUUCACGGACGUGCUGACGGAGUUGCUGGCCGACACUGUGGUCGAGAUACAGGUCAAUGCGCUGGCCGUGAUCGCCAACUUCGUGGAGACCGUGGAGAGCGCGCGCCUCCUCUGCCAAAGCCCUCGUCUGCUCGAGGUGUUGCGGCGGUACGAAAAGCUGGAGAUGGACGAGAACAACGCCCACCUGCUCGAGAACGCGAGCUAUGCCAUGCAGGGCCUCAAGCAGAAGGUCCCCGACGAACUCGAUCGGCUCGGCAUCUCCUUCGCCAGCCUCGCCCUCCGCGAGGAGGAACUCGCCUCCGCCGAACACGGCGCGCAGUUGGCCAAGUGCGGCCUGUGCGAGGCGAAGGAAGCGCGUCGGGGCGACUUCCCCGUGUGCGGAGCCUGCAAGCAGGUGGCCUAUUGCACGCGAGAGCACCAAAAGCAGCACUGGCGCACCCACAAGCCGCACUGCCGCCCCGCCAGCCGCCAGUAG